GGUUAAGGUAUUAGAUAAGUUUGUGAAAUCAUCGUGAAUGGUAUGAUCAGUGGUCAUUUAAAGAUAAAUAGGUGAUGAUAUGAUAUCCAGGAAAAAAGGAAACCGGAAAAUAAGUAUAUCGGUGGAGGGUAAAUAUGUCAAGAGAGAAAAUCCAGUUGAACUUCCUAUUACCAAUGUAUGGACCAAUUUUACUCGUCAAGAUAUUAAGAAGAAAGAAAAAUCUGGUGAAGGGGAUUGUGAUGUUACCGAUUCUCAGCCCAAGACUUUAACCGAAAAAUGUGCUCGAGCUCAACAAGUUAAAGACUUUCAGAACAAAUUUAAACCUAAUUAUGGUCCUUCAAGCUCAAAUGUCUGUGGUAUUAUGUGUACUACUAGUGCAAUUAAUCUUAGCAAUCUCGGAUCUUAUCAGAAUUUGCAUCACCAGCAACCACAUCAUGCAUCAAAUUUUUAUGGAAACCGGGUAAUGUCUCAUGGAAGCUUAGAAACGCGAAAUCAUGAUAAUAUCGGUGCUUUUGGGACCACAUUUCGUGGUUAUCAGUCAGCUGUUGUCUUUCCUGGUGUGGCCAGAAUGUUUUCACAGAAUCAUGGUAUUCCAAUGGAAACCAAUUUAAAUAGUAACUCGCACAGUCAAAUCUCAUUGGCAUCUCAAAAUAGUUCCUUUAGACAAUAUUGUGAAGAUUUACCUCCAGGCUGGUCAACUGAUUUCACCAUGAGAGGUCGAAAGUAUUAUAUUGACCAUAAUACAAAGACAACCCAUUGGUCUCAUCCCUUAGAGAAAGAGGGUUUACCAACAGGUUGGGAGAGGGUUGAAUCUUCUGUCCAUGGAUCUUAUUAUGUUAAUCAUAUCACUGGUCGAGCUCAAUAUGAACACCCUUGUGCCAAUCAAUACGGUGCCUUACAAAUUGUUAAUAGAGAAACUAUUCGUGAUCAUCAACAAUCAUUGCCUCUUCCUAAACCUUCAAUCCAUCAACACAAUGUUUGGGUCCCAGGUAAUCCCUACCUCACCGAAGAAAUACCAAAGUGGCUUUUUGUAUAUUCCCGAGCACCUCUUGAAUUAGAUCACUUGUUAAAGUUUGAACUUUUUGACCUCCAUGAACUUCAAGCCUACGAAGCCAUGAUAAAUUUACUCUAUCGUCAAGAAUUGGAAGAAAUUGUCAUGGCUUUUGAAGCAUAUCGACGAAAAUUACAAAGAGAAAUCGAUAAUAGAGAACGAAAAGAUUUUAAAGAUAGGAUUCGAGAAAGACAAUUAGAGUCAAUUCAAAUUUCGGACAAUUCCAAUUCAUCUGUUACCACUGUUAUAACUAAUUUAUGACCACUGAUCGACCUCGCAACCAAAACAGAUAAUUAUUUUUCAUUUCAUCAAAUUUCUCAUCAUCACCAUCAUCAUCUUCACAUACUCGGUUUUGAUAGAUUUGAGAAUCUUUUUUUUUAUCGUUCCUAUCCCUUUUUUACAUGUUCCUCUUAAUUGGUUCCUCCUUGUUUUUUUUUACACAAUUAACAAAAUAAUUACCUGUAUCAAUUAAAUCGUUAUUCUACUUUA
Molecule: messenger RNA, 1540 nt
Organism: Panonychus citri (citrus red mite)
Lineage: Eukaryota; Metazoa; Arthropoda; Arachnida; Trombidiformes; Tetranychidae
Product: protein salvador homolog 1-like
Exons: 4
Coding region: 80-1312 (410 amino acids)
Biological process (GO): hippo signaling; apoptotic process; regulation of cell population proliferation
Molecular function (GO): protein binding; molecular adaptor activity
Source: RefSeq, a predicted model, not a curated record